This is a messenger RNA of Haliotis rubra (blacklip abalone), 861 nucleotides long. Its product is annotated as atrial natriuretic peptide receptor 2-like. Gene Ontology annotation, molecular function: peptide receptor activity; guanylate cyclase activity. Gene Ontology annotation, biological process: intracellular signal transduction; receptor guanylyl cyclase signaling pathway; cGMP biosynthetic process. Lineage: Eukaryota; Metazoa; Mollusca; Gastropoda; Lepetellida; Haliotidae. The transcript has 8 exons. The record is from RefSeq and is a predicted model, not a curated record. Bases 4 to 861 code for a protein of 285 amino acids.
GCGAUGAAAGUACUCAUGUCACAGUGCUGGGCUGAAAACCCAAAGGAACGACCCCAGCUAGUGACGGUGAAGAAGGAUCUCAAAGGUUUCAGACGUUUUGGUGCUUCCGGCAAUUUCUUCAACAACCUUCUCCGUCGUAUGGAGCAGUACGCCAACAAUCUGGAGAAGUUGGUGGAUGAGAAGACUCACAGAGUACGAGAGGAGAAGAAGAGGACUGAUGAACUUCUCCACCAGAUCAUUCCAAAGUCUGUUGCUAACCAGCUGAAACUCGGUAAAAGAGUGAAACCCGAUUCAUUUGAGUCAGUGACCGUGUGUUUCACGGAUAUCUGCGGUUUUACCACCCUGUCUGCUCGAUCCACACCCAUGCAGAUUGUUGAUCUCCUUAACGACCUGUAUUCCUGCUUCGACGACAUCAUCGACGGAUACGACGUUUACAAAGUUGAAACAAUCGGUGAUGCUUACAUGGUUGUCUCUGGAUUGCCAGUUCGGAACGGAGAUCGCCAUGCGCCCGAGAUCUCCCGAAUGUCUCUGUCCCUCCUCCGGGCUAUUGACACCAUCAAGAUCCUGCACUUGCCUGAAGAAAAACUCCGUCUCCGAGUCGGCAUCCAUUCUGGGCCCGUGUGUGCCGGUGUCGUAGGGCAGAAGAUGCCCCGAUACUGUCUGUUUGGUGACACAGUUAUCACUGCUUCUCGGAUGGAAUCUCACGGAGAGGCUUGUAAAAUCCACAUAAGUGUGGAUACUAAGAAUAUCUUGGAUCGAUGUGGUAUCUUUAUCAUCGGCUCGCGUGGAAGUAUUGAUGUCAAGGGCUUGGGUUCCAUGAACACAUACUGGUUACUUGGAGAGAAAAUAUGGAAUAGAUGA